CAUACAAACCAUCUCAUUCUUCUCUUCUCCUCCUCCUUUCUUCCAUUUUCCUCCAACAUCCUCCUCCUCAUCCUCCUCCUCCUCCUCUUCUUCCUCAUCGGCCUCUCGAUCGGGAACAUUUUGACACCCUAAACAGUUAAAAAAACGUAAAAAAAUACCGUAUUUUCUUGAUGGAGAAGAGUGAUAGAGAGACUCAUGACUUCAUGAACGUGGAAUCUUUCUCACAGCUUCCAUUUAUCCGCCCUGCACCCGUCAAAGAGAAGGGCAUUCGUCUCUUCGGCAUAGAAUUCGGCGGAAAUGACUCCGCCCCCGACGAGUCUGCUUCCGCCGAAACGAACGAAGACGCCGCUAAAGAAAGCGAAAACAACAACAACGGAGACAAUAACAACCGAAGAUUUGAGUGUCAUUAUUGCUGUAGAAACUUCCCUACUUCUCAAGCUUUAGGUGGCCAUCAAAACGCACAUAAAAGAGAGCGACAACACGCAAAACGCGCUCAUCUUCAGUCCACAAUGGUUCAUAAUAGCUACUCCGAUUCGCAUAUUUACGGUCUGAUGAACUACAGAAUAGGUUCAUCUCCUACAUCAGCCAUAACUUACCCUUCAUGGAAUAAUAAUAAUAGUAAUUCUAGAUUUUAUGGUAGCCAUAAUAAUGGAUCUUACAGCUCGCAGCAGCCUAUUAAUGGAAGUCCACUAGGAUUGUGGCGGAUCCCGUCCGUUCACAGUAGUACAGCUCUUCAUCGUGACCGUUCUUUGAAUCCCUUGCCGUUAUUUUCAGGCGAGGAAUUGAAGCCGUCACAGGUGGUGGGUGGUUCUAGCUCGCAGGGACGAUAUGUUUAUGAAGGAAAAUCAAGCGUACAAGACCAUGUGAGUUUAGAUCUUCAUUUGUAAUAAUUUUAUAUUAACAUUUAAUUAAUGAGAAAUUCUGAUUUUUCUUGA
Mercurialis annua (annual mercury) is the source of this 935-nucleotide messenger RNA. RefSeq names its product zinc finger protein 8. NCBI's taxonomy places the organism in Eukaryota, Viridiplantae, Streptophyta, Magnoliopsida, Malpighiales, Euphorbiaceae. Gene Ontology annotation, biological process: trichome morphogenesis; response to gibberellin; trichome differentiation. The record is from RefSeq and is a predicted model, not a curated record. The transcript has a single exon. Gene Ontology annotation, molecular function: DNA-binding transcription factor activity. Bases 171 to 887 code for a protein of 238 amino acids.